UCGACGUAAAUGAGAAAAAAUCUGAUGAUGCAGUAUUUACGAAUGUGACGUAACGAGAAAACGCGUAGUUGACGUUUCGAGGGUUUUGUAUGAGUAAAUCAUGUUCCUGAAGUCUAUCCUGGAGAGUUUGUUCGGGGGAGGAGAUAAUCAUCGUGUGAAUCCGGGGAACGAUGAUCAACGAAUUUUUGGCGACAGAUUCAGGAAUCCUAUCUGGCAGAAUGAUGAAGAUGACGAUGAAGAGUAUGGGGAAGACUACAGACAUCCUGGGCAUUCUCGUCGAGGAUUUCACUUCGAGAUAUUCACGGAUCCUUUCGAGAUGACUAGGUACUUUGAAUCGCAGAUGGACACUAUGAUGAAGGAUUUCUUCAGCUUUGGGCUUGGAGAGGGCAAGGAGAUACCCUUCGAGGGAUUUUCACAGAUUAUGCCACCAAAUCAGCAGGAGAGGGACUUGAGGGAUGAAGUUUUGAAACCUGGGUACACCCUACCACCACCUAACCAUGGGGUUGAUAUCCCCAAGUGUGAUGAAGAUCUUGAUGGAAAAGUGGAUCUCAAAGAUUUCUCCAGGGUUUGGAAUGGAACUGCUGAGCCCGAAGGAGAAUUGACUUCUCCCCAGCCAUUUAAAUUCCGAUCGUUUGGGCAAUCUAUUGUUUCUCAGACAAUUAGGCGUCCUGAUGGAUCGAUCGAGGAGAGGAGGACUACAAAAGACAACGAGGGAAACUCCGAAACCAUCGUCAAGCACAGGAUGGGGGAGAAAAUCCACACUGUCGUGAUAAAAAAGGAUAAGGAUGGAGUCGAGACCCAAACUGAAAAUUUCGAGAAUAUGGAUCCAAAUGAGCUGAAUACACUCGAUAAAAAUUGGAAGUCUGUCGAGCCGAUGAUCGAGCCGGGGACUCUGACUAAAUUCCCCUGGAGCAAAUUCUUCGACUUCAGUCCGAAAUUGUAAGAAAAAUAUAGGAAAUUUGAAGAUCCAGCAAAUCGUUACAAUAGUCAGAUAUUAAAUUAUGGAAUAGUUAACUACGUGAUUUGAUUUAGACUAUAUGAAAUCAGGAGGAAAGGGAGUGUUUUGAGUUUCCUAGUGAAAUUAUUAUUAGAAAAUUGAUAAUAAAAUUUAAAUAUAGAAACGAGAGAAUUUCCUGGCGUUUUCAACCAUAAAUUAAUUUUAUUAAUUGUAUAUACUCUGUACAAACAUAUAUACAGUUCUAAUAAACCUUAGAUACUACCGUGAAA
Fopius arisanus is the source of this 1227-nucleotide messenger RNA. RefSeq names its product HCLS1-associated protein X-1. The transcript is spliced from 5 exons. Gene Ontology annotation, biological process: negative regulation of apoptotic process; regulation of actin filament polymerization. The coding region runs from base 101 to 943 and encodes 280 amino acids. Lineage: Eukaryota; Metazoa; Arthropoda; Insecta; Hymenoptera; Braconidae. Gene Ontology annotation, cellular component: mitochondrion; sarcoplasmic reticulum; actin cytoskeleton. The record is from RefSeq and is a predicted model, not a curated record.